AUGGCGGACCAGCUAACGGAAGAUCAGAUCUCCGAAUUCAAGGAAGCCUUCUCCCUAUUUGACAAGGAUGGCGAUGGUUGCAUCACUACUAAGGAGCUUGGUACUGUGAUGCGCUCUCUGGGACAGAACCCAACUGAGGCCGAGCUUCAAGAUAUGAUCAAUGAGGUCGAUGCUGAUGGGAAUGGGACAAUUGACUUCCCAGAGUUCCUCAACUUGAUGGCCCGGAAGAUGAAGGACACCGAUUCUGAGGAGGAGCUCAAAGAAGCUUUCCGGGUUUUUGACAAGGACCAGAACGGUUUCAUUUCUGCAGCUGAACUCCGCCAUGUCAUGACAAAUCUAGGUGAGAAGCUUACAGACGAGGAGGUUGAUGAGAUGAUCCGAGAGGCUGAUGUGGAUGGCGAUGGGCAGAUUAACUACGAUGAGUUCGUCAGGGUCAUGAUGGCCAAGUGA
Fraxinus pennsylvanica is the source of this 450-nucleotide messenger RNA. The record is from the annotation of a GenBank genome assembly. Lineage: Eukaryota; Viridiplantae; Streptophyta; Magnoliopsida; Lamiales; Oleaceae.